GAAAGACAUCAUUUUAAAUGGAAGCUGGGAAGAAGGUAAAAACUCGGAGAGUGAAGAGAGAUGUCAAUGGCCAUUCGAGAGGUAUUUCGGCCCUAAUGUUGGAAAGUUAUACCAAUCCCGAUUUCUCGAAUCGUGGGCCUUUGAUUAGUGUUUGUCCGAAGCAGUUCAAACCUGGUAAGAGCGGCAUUCCGUCGCAAAGUGUGACGAUUAAAGAUUUGAAGCAGUUUCGUGCGCAAGUUCAAGAGGAGGCCGACGACGUUACGGAGGAACUGGAAGAGAGCGCUCGCCAAGUGAAGGAAGAGAUAAAGAAAAUGAAGAUUUCUACAACUAAGGAAGAUAAAAGUGAGGAAAUUUUUAAAAAAUCAAAGAACCUCUCAAAUUUUAUUAAGCAGCGCAAACUUUAUUUGAAGUUUUUAGAAGAGAAGCAAGAGGUUAUUGGCAUCGUAAGGAAGAUCCACAACGAGAUGAUUGAAUCUUGCAAACAUUUGAGAAACAAAAUUGACGAAUACAACGACAUAUGGAACGAAAAGGAAUCCGACUACGCUAAUUCCUCCGAUCAUGAGCUGAUUGAAAAUGAGAAUCCACACAAGCUGUUCUUUCUUUUUGAUUCUGUUAUGCUGGAGGUGAUGAAAAGUCACAUUCCUCAGUGGUCACCUAAUGGUCAACAUUCAAAACUACGAAAGUAUUUUGCUGUGAGGCAAAACCGAGAUCAGUGGAGAAAUAGAGAUUUUCUUCCGUACAAGUACCUCAAUGAGAUUGGAAGAAACUUUUGCGAUAGAAUUUUUAAAGUCGUUCAAAGUUAUGCUGAAUACGAAUCUUUCAGUUGUGAUUCAUCAGAUGCAUCGAGUAAAGAUGUAGAGCCUUUCCACGGACGAGCGUGUAUGCCUGCUUUGGCAGAGGCCGCAUAUUGGUCAACUGAAGAUGAUCGCUCUGAUAUGCCUACUAUUAAAGAGGUUGAAAAUGAAUCGGCGAGCGAUGAAAAAGCUGAUGUCGGAGAUAGUACUGUUAUUAUCAAUCUCUCAGAGCUCCAACGCAACGGACACGAAAUUCUACCAUCUGAUUCGAAUAUGGAAUUGUCCGAUUUUUGCAUUAAUUUGCUAAGAAUUGGAAUGAUUCCUCUGAAAACCCAGAUGGAUACUGGAGCCCGACGUUCCUUGAUUGCUAAAACAGCUCUGCAAAAACUCCCAAAAACCGAAGUGGCUAAACCAGAAUGCAUACCUAAAACCACAAACAUGAUUGAAAUUCAAACCCAUGGAGAAGUUAAGUACGAACUUCAGUUCGGAAUGGGCAAAAAACUUUGCAAUUUCCUGGUUUUGGACAUGCAUAACAAUGAUUUGCUUCUUGGAAUAGAUUUUUUCAGAGCUGUUAGAGCAACUAUAAACAUUGGGCUUGAUAUUGCGGAAUUCUUUGCGGAAGGUUGCUGGCAUAUUAUUAAGGCGAUUAAUGGUAGAAACAACAACUUGGACGAGAUACAGCGCUACAUUCAACAAAACCGUCAAACCUACUCGACUCUAUAUUCGGGACUUUAUCAGAAUGAAAAGACCCUUUGUAGAGAUGAAGCUAGACUUUAUGAGGAAGGAGAUACAUUUUACGGGGAAGAAGAUAUAAUUUACGGGGAAGAAGAUAUAUUUUACGAGGAAGAGUGCAUUUCUUACCAGGAAGAAUACAAAUCUUGCGAGGAAGAAGACAAGUCUUACGAAGAGGAGGGUAGAUUGUACAAGGAAGAUAAAUCUUAUGAGGAGGAGGACGAAUCUUGCGAGGAAGAAGACAAGUCUUACGAAGAGGGCAGAUUGUACAAGGAAGAAAAUAAGUCUUACGAGGAGGAGAACGAAUCUUGCGAGGAGGAGAACGAAUCUUGCGAGGAAGAAGACAAGUCUGAUGAGGAGGGCAGAUUGUACAAGGAAGAAGAUAAGUCUUAUUGGGGGGAGGAUGAAUCUUGCGAGGAAGAGGACAAAUUUUUUGAGGAGGGCAGAUUGUUCAAGGAAGAAGAUAAGUCUUACUGGGAGGAGGACGAAUCUUCUGAGGAAGAAAAUAAGUCUUACUGGGAGGAUGACGAAUCUUCCGAGGAAGAAAAUAAGUCUUACUGGGAGGACGAAUCUUCCGAAGAAGAAGACAAGUCUUACGAGGAAGAGCGCAGAUUGUACAAGGAAGAAGAUAAGUCUUACUGGGAGGAGGACGAAUCUUGCGAGGAAAAAGAUAAGCCUUACGAGGAAGAGAACAAGUUUUACAAAGAGAAAAACAAAUCCUGUGAGGAGGCAAGCCUUUACAAGGAGAAAGACAACCACUGCCAGGAGAAAAGAGCCUCAAAAAGAAAGUCGCCACUCAAUAACUACAAACCAGCUGGAGGUAAGAUGGAUGAAAGCAAGCAACUUUGGGCUUUGAGAAGUCUUCUAGCAUAUGAGGUAGCACUUGAGGAAGAGAGUGAGGAAGAGGUCAGAAUCAAAGAGGAGAACGAUCGUGAAAUUCUCAGAAAGUUUCAGCUCAUGAGAGACGGACUGAAUUAGCUUCGAAGUCCUUUCUCUUAUAUCUGUUGUACUAGCUUUAAUUGUCGUGACGUUUAAUCUUAAUAAACUCUACGUUGUGGAA
Molecule: messenger RNA, 2586 nt
Organism: Dimorphilus gyrociliatus
Lineage: Eukaryota; Metazoa; Annelida; Polychaeta; Dinophilidae
Source: the annotation of a GenBank genome assembly